AUGCCGAAACCCACCAUCAUCCAAGCCCUGCUAGGCCGUCCGUCUCAGCAUUAUUCCCUUCCCCAGCAGAAGAACUACCACUACACAAAGCACGAGCUUAUCCGUGCCGCCACCGAAGAUCGACAUGGGAGUUCCUCAGCUCGGCGCCCUGUCGACCUCACCGUCGGCCUUACCGGCGACACUCUCGACGACGACAGCGAGGUCUAUUACACCCCCUCCUCGUCUCUCGCCCCCUCGCCCCAGGCAUUGACCGUCGUCGAAGCCAUGUUGCUCGAACCUCAAGCACUUGCGACUGCCCUUCUUCCCAUUCAUGGCCGGCCCAAACUCAAGUCCUCCAUAGCGCCCCCGACGCUCUCGCGGGAUUCGUCCUUCGACCUGGACCUGGACUUUGCAAUAACGCCCGGUCCAUUGUCGCGCAAUUCCUCAGAGGAUGAGCCACCACCGUCGGCAGUAGUCUCCCGGUCCUCUUCAGAUUCUUCCCUUCAUCUUCUUCCGCUCUAUCUGUGUCUCCUCCUGUAUCUGACCAAGAUGUGCGUCAAUCUUUGA
Molecule: messenger RNA, 546 nt
Organism: Fomitopsis serialis
Lineage: Eukaryota; Fungi; Basidiomycota; Agaricomycetes; Polyporales; Fomitopsidaceae
Exons: 2
Coding region: 1-546 (181 amino acids)
Source: RefSeq, a predicted model, not a curated record